Messenger RNA from Ictalurus punctatus (channel catfish), 910 nucleotides. RefSeq lists its product as uncharacterized. The record is from RefSeq and is a predicted model, not a curated record. Bases 112 to 405 code for a protein of 97 amino acids. Lineage: Eukaryota; Metazoa; Chordata; Actinopteri; Siluriformes; Ictaluridae. The transcript has 4 exons.
CGUGACGUCACGAUCUUCCUGUUCGGUAUUUAACUCGUCCUGACGCACGGAGCCGAGCAGACCGACACUUCACAACAGCAGUCGCUUGUAAAGUGAACAAACUCCAGAAACAUGAAGAGCACAGUCUGGUUGUUUUGCCUCAUUGGCCUGACCUGGGCUGUCCACGCUGAAACGGAUCUCCACCGUGAGGAUCGCUCGAUCUCCAACUCGGACUCUGAUGAGAGGAAUCCCUUCAUUCCCUUUCUGAACACACUGACCCAGGAACAGUUCUAUCAGCUCCUGCAGAAACUGUUCUUAGUCCCCGUACCUGCUCCCGUUCCUGCUCCUGUUCCUGCUCCCGUUCCUGCUCCACCUCCAACCGCAGCACCACCUUCUGCCCCAGUGACCGCUGGCGUGGGGAAAUAAACUCCUGGUUCUCAUUUCACACCCCCACAGUGCUCCUACUGGAUUUCUAGAGUAAAAUCGCAACUUCAGUAAACACAACGGCAAGUUUCAUCUCGACUGAGUCUUUGUUCUAAAGUGUUUACGCAGUCGAGAUGUACUCUCUUCUGCACGUACGCUUUAGAUCCUAAAAACGCUUCUGCACACGCCUGAUAAUCUGAUCAAUAUUAUAUUCACUUACAGAAGUGUAAACACCACGUCUGAUCUGAGUUCCAAACUGAAAUUUGAAUAAAAUUGUGCCAUCAUGGGUCAGAAAUUGUAUUUAACUGUGUUACUGCUUUCUGUAGAAACCAGCACGGACACGUGAUUAAUUCUUUCUUCUGUUAAGUUUGUUAAAUUCGUCACCGGGCUUUUAAAGGCUUUACUCUACAAAUCCGAUCAACAUCUAAUAAUGUUUCAGCUUCGUGUGUGCAAUGAAAUGAGAAUAAACACAGACGAUGAUAAUAAAGAUGAUAAAGAAUAAAUUAAA